Messenger RNA from Biomphalaria glabrata, 3099 nucleotides. RefSeq lists its product as uncharacterized. Gene Ontology annotation, molecular function: RNA binding. Gene Ontology annotation, biological process: mRNA splicing, via spliceosome. The transcript is spliced from 12 exons. Gene Ontology annotation, cellular component: nuclear speck. The record is from RefSeq and is a predicted model, not a curated record. Bases 85 to 1173 code for a protein of 362 amino acids. Lineage: Eukaryota; Metazoa; Mollusca; Gastropoda; Planorbidae.
GCGACUCCUAAACGAAAAUCAAGCGAGCGUGUCGGAUAGAAUCUUUUUCUACCUUGAUUACUUUUUAAGUCUUGAUAUUCUAGCAUGUACUCUUUGGGGCAUGAAAAAACAAAUAAAUCCAAUGGUCUGCUUCAGACUGUGGAGCCAGACAGAAGAGGUUAUUAUACAAUCAUGAUGCCUAAUAAAAAUUGUCCUUCAACAGAUCCUGUUGAACUGGAGUGUCUUUUCGGUCAGGCUGGCGUAGUAAGAGAUAUAAAUUUCGGAGAUAACUGCACUUUUCUGAGAUUUCUUACUGCUGCAGAAGCCAUGAAAGCUAUAAAAUUGUUUGCAGCAGAAUACAAAGUGAAACCAGCAAUGUCCAAAAAAAGGAACUGCACACAAAAUGAGCGUGACAACACAAAGGACAUGGAAAUGUCCCCAACUGAUUCUCCUGUAAAUGGUAUAACUAAAAGCAAGAAAUUGUUUGUUGCCAAUAUUGAGUGUGAGGAAAGUUUUCAAGAACUUAUUAAGCCCUAUAAUCCUGUAUCUGUGACAGUCAUUCAAAAGGAAAUCAAAACAUUUGCUUUCCUCACAAUGAACAGUGAAGAGGACGCUACCAAAAUGAUAGAAGAACUGAACAACAAAGUGCAGACGUCCAGGAAGUUAUUUGUAACUUACAACACAAGGGUACACAAACAAGAAACAACUGGAGAUGAUGAUGUGCACUCGAUUGCUUCAGAAAACUCAUGCACAAGAACCAAUUCUAAAUCAAUAACUUCAAAGACUAAAAAUGGUCUUCCUUCUACACCUCCAUGUCUUAGUAGAUUGGAGGACAUGCCGGAACUCAUUCAUGAAUCAAAAGUGGCUGACUUAGAGAACAACAGGAUGGAAUGGUGUAUAUAUAUAUCAGGUUUCAAGUCACGUUCCUUAGAGAGCACCUUGAGAAAUGCCUUUUCUAAAUACAACAUUUUAGACAUCUGUAUUGAGAAUAACAACCAUAAUCAUGGGCUCACAAAAGCAACUCUUUACUUGGCCACUCUGUACAAUGUCCUUGAUGCUAUCAAAGAGAUGGAUGGCUCCCACUUAGAUGGAUUUCCUUUAAAGGUGGAUGUGCCCUUCUGUUAUUCAAGAGAGCGCAAGGUGGUACUAGACAUCCUUAAAAAAAGCAAAGAGGCAUCAGAAGAAACAUUCUAGGAUGCUGAGAGGUGAUUUUUGGUUAUCAUGAUAACAGAACACUUAAGUUUUUAUCAUUACCUAUAUAAUAUAGGUGUAAUAUAGACCGUGAAAAGUAUAUUUUUUAAAAAAGUCAAAUUGAAAUUCUAAUGUUCUGUUGUUGAGAAACAUUUUUUUAUUUGCACCUUAAUGUUUUAAAGAGUUGAACUAUUUUAUGUCAAAGUCAUUGUAUUUAAGAGCAUAGAGCUUGACAACAAAAUAAUCUACUCUCUUUUUGUUCAUUUUGUGAUGGAUUGAACAUACAACAAUGAUAUUGUUAUAAACUGCUUUUAGUCAGUGCCAUUGUCAGAAUUCCUCCAUCCAAUAUUCUUCUCCAAGUUUCAGUUUAUAGUCUAUCUUCUUUGAAAACACAUUUUAUGGUCCUGUAUUCCCUUAGAGGAAAUGUUGCCAUUUUCAUUUUAACCCCGGUAUCUUUGACUCAUUUUCUGAAACUAAAAAAAAAAUUAAAACAUUUGAAAAAACCUUCAAGAAAUGAAGUAGUUACACAAAGAGUUAAUGAAAGACAAUUAUUCUAAAUAGUAUUUGCUAACUAUUCGUGAACAAACUUGACUAGACACCAAAAUUAUGCAAUGGAAUCCUAUAGACAUUAAAAUUGAGUACACUGUAUUAUUAUUACAACGCAAUAAACAACUAAGACACAGAUGAUAACUGCAAAAAUACAUAGAUACACAAUUUGCUCAUAACUUAAUAAACGCAAUAAACAAAUUAGACACAGAUAACUGCAAAAAAAAUACAUAGAUGCAAAAUUGGUUUAUACCUAAAUAAACAAUGACACAGAUGAUAACUGCAAAAAUACAUAGAUACAAAAUUUGUUCAUACCUAAAUAAUCACAAUCACCUUUGAAUUCAUCUACUCAACAUUCUCCUCUUUGUUUACAUCUCCCAGUCAAGUAUGGUCUAAAUGUAGACAUUAUCCAGAAAAAAACAAAUAAAUAAAAGCUUCCCUCAUGUUACUGGUGUCCCCAUUGACCUUAUUAAAAGGUCAACUGGUGUUGCCAAGAAAAGGGAGGUGAAAUUGUCCACUAAAUAUGACAUUUUACUGGUCAUUUAGUACACAGCUAUUACAUAAUAUGUAACAUGUCUCAAAGAUGAGGGGAUGAUGUAUUAAAUAAUUGUCUCCCAUUUGAAUGCCACUAAAAAAGAAAAUGCUGGAACACAGUAAGAUGAUGACUCAUCUUUUUUGUUUCUUUAAUUCUCUUGAGCACAAUGUACAAUUCAAAUAGUAGUAGUAGAUGCUCCCAAAUAACAAUGAUUCAAGUUUAAUAUUUCAUAGAACAAUGUUUAUGUUUCAAUUGAAAUCUUAACUGUCUGGGUUGCUACCUUUUUCUUUUGUAUAUCUUGAUUAUUUGUCUUUUCUGGAGAUUAGUACCAUGGUCUGAAAGUUUUUAAAACAGAUUUCUGACAAAUUUUUCUUACAAAUGUCAUUUGUUUCUGACCUAUAGACCGCAAAGUCUGAAUGGGGUACUUUUCUUUACUUUUUUGUUUUUAUAAACCUCAAUUUAUGAAGUACUUGAUCAAAUGUUAAUGUUAUUUCACACUUCAAUGACUAAAACCCAUGUUUAACUGCCCUUUAAAUAUGUUUGAAAACUACAACAUCACAUUUCUUAUUUUCAAAUCAGACAAACAGUAUUUGUUAUUCCAAAUGCACUUUCUGAAUGAGAGACACUGUUAUAUAAAACAAUACUGUUUGAACAUUGAUUAGCAUGGCUUUGAAUAAGACUAAAGUAUACUGACUCAAGAUGAACAAUUUUGAAAAGUAUACUGACUUGACAUUAGAACAAUUUUGAAAAGUAUACUGACUGGACAUGGAACUAUUUUUAUCUAAAAUAGUUAAUAGUGUAUUGCUUGACAGUUUUGAAGUCAAAGAAAAGACUUUUCUCCGAACAAA